Trachymyrmex cornetzi is the source of this 925-nucleotide messenger RNA. RefSeq lists its product as uncharacterized. Bases 98 to 703 code for a protein of 201 amino acids. Lineage: Eukaryota; Metazoa; Arthropoda; Insecta; Hymenoptera; Formicidae. The record is from RefSeq and is a predicted model, not a curated record. The transcript is spliced from 4 exons.
AACAAAAAUGACACUACACGACGGCACGACAAAAUCAUAUAUUUCAGAAAAUUACUUUUAAAUCAGUCCGAAGACGAUCAAUGAAUGAUAAUCGAUUAUGGAUAAUCUAAUCGAUGUGUAUUAUCUGGUCCAAUUGAUUGUCUGGCAGAUUUUAAUAUUUUUGCGAGACUUCGUCUUCCACAAAUUUACAUGGUUCGCUCCUGUGGAGGAAGAUCUCGAUAACACGAGUCCAAAAAUACACGCCGUCGCGCCGCAGCAUCCCGCCGCUGAUCUUUUCAUAUUCCUCAUCAUUUGUGGACUUUUCUUCACUUUCAUGAUAUUGUCCACGAAUUAUCCUAAGAGCGAAGCAUCGCACUACGACAUAAAUAACAUUGAGACGAUUUCCACGGCUCUCGAAGAGGAUCAGUCAUCCUUCUGGUAUUUGACAACGGAAUUAACGAAUUGCUUCUACGCUUGCGGCGACUUGAUUGGUCCAUCGGGCGACAUCGUUUCCAAAAUGCAAAAUAUUUCGCGUCCGAUUAUCUCGAACACUAGGAUAUCACAACAUAAAGAAUCAAGAAUCUCGCAUUACAACGCCCACUCUAGUUACAUUAAUCAUUCUCAAAAGACACAGGCAAAUCGUCCUGUUUCUAAGACGAUACCCCGAAAAUGGUUGAUAAGACGCACUAGGAGCGGCCAUGUCUAUGGAAAAUAUCCGAUUUAAAGAAAAAAGAUCGCCGUCGAAGCUAAUCAAUGAAGAUAUGUAUUCAUAACAGUUCGUCGUUUAAUUCCAGAUGAAAAUAUCUUCUUCGUCUGAAAAGGAUCGCAAUUACUUCUUGCGAGCGUUCUCUAGCAAUUUUUAAUAAUUUAAUAACUAUUUUUUAUUAUAACUGUUUUCCUUGUUAUAGUUUAUAUUGUCUUUUUAUUGCAUGAAGAGCAAUUCUCU